AGCUCUACCCUGAAGAAACUGCAAGCAAUGAGUCACGUUGAACUAUUCUUAUUUCGUCUAUACGUUUAAUCCUAAGUUCGACGAUAAUCACGGCCUAAGACAAUAUGAGUGUAAAAGAAAAGUCCAACUCGGCCGAAGCCGAAACCGGGACUUCCACCCCGACCAAUGGAGAUCUCUACGCCAACUCCGAGAAGGAAGAAAGAGGCAGCGACCAGGAGGUAGCUACUGUAGGCGAGUAUCCUCACGGUUUGACGCUUUACCUCCUCGCCGGCGCGUCUAUAAUGAGUGUGUUCCUGAUUUCCCUAGACCAAACUAUCGUAGCAACGGCAAUCCCCAAAAUCACAGACGAAUUCGGCGGUCUACACGAUGUAUCCUGGUACAGCGCAGCGUAUUUCAUGACCUUCGGCGGUCUCGAAGCAGCGUGGGGCAAGGCGUUUAAAUACUUCAACAUCAAAUGGACAUUCCUCGUCUCAAUCCUCAUCUUCGAAGUCGGUAGCCUGGUCUGCGGUGUUGCGCCGACUUCCAAGGCUCUGAUUGUCGGACGGGUUAUCGCGGGUAUAGGCGGCGCUGGUAUGUGUGUAGGGGGCACGAGUAUCGUGGCCUUUAGCGCGGAGCCGAAAUUUCGUCCUGUGUUGAUGGGAUUCAUUGGCUUGACUUAUGGUCUUGCUUCGGCACUUGGACCGCCGAUUGGUGGCGCGUUUACGGAGAGGGUGACUUGGCGAUGGUGUUUUUACAUCAAUUUACCUGUCGGUGGGGUCACUGCUGCUGUGAUUCUGCGCUUCUUCCAUCUUCCGAGUGCGGCCAAGACACCCGAUGUUAGCCUCAGGGAGAAGCUACUACAUAUCGACCCCAUUGGUAUCGCAUUGGCCAUGGGAGCAAUUGUAUGCUUCAUCCUCGGCCUUCAAAACGCAGGCACCACGCAAGCUUGGAAUAGCAGCCAAGUCGUGGGUCUUCUCGUCGGAUUCGUCGCUAUAGCCGUCGCUUUAUUCUUCUGGGAGAUUUUCGUGGGUGAAUACGCCAUGUUGCUCCCCAGAUUGUUCAAAAAGAGGGCGCUGUGGAGUACAGCCCCCUACCAAUUCUUUUUCAUGGGCGACUUCAACAUGUUGCUUUACUACCUCCCGAUAUACUUCCAAAGUAUCCGCGGCGCAGACCCUAUCAUGUCUGGUGUCGACAAUUUGCCUUUCGUCAUCUCGAUCGGUAUAUUCUGCGUCGUCGGUGGUUUGGUCGUCGCUAAGACUGGCCAUGCGGCGCCAACGAUGUUUAUUGGUGCGGCGGUGGCCACGGUCGGAUGUGGUCUGCUCUACACUUAUGAUAUUGACACCUCGACUGGUAAAUGGAUCGGCUACCAGAUCCUCACUGGUUCUGCUAUGGCUUUCUCCUCGCAGAACGCUCUGAACAUCGUUCAAGCCAACGUAGGUUCUGAGGAUUUGGCGGCUGUCGUUGCCAAUAUUUAUUUCUUCCAAACAGUCGGAGGUGCUUUCAGUACCUCAUCAGCGCAGGCAGCAUUUGUAAAUCAAUUGGUUGCCAAACUCCCCUCUACCGCGCCCACAGUUGAUCCACUUCUAGUGAUCGCGACGGGCGCCACGAAGUUACGGGAAGUAUUUCCUCCCGAGGAGCUUUCUGGAAUUCUUCUUGCAUAUAUGCAUGGAAUCAAAGCGGUUUUCGCCGUUAGUAUUGCCAUGUCCGGUGUCGCAUUCCUGGUAACUGCUCUUAUUCCCUGGAGUAGACUUCCUACACAUGCGAAAGCACCGGAGGACGUCGUUGUUAUGGCUGCGUAGAUCGUGCUGGUGUAGAAGUAUGAACUAGAGAAGUUUUAAUAUUUGGGGGGAUUUUCAACAGCAUUAUUUUUUUAAAUUAUCUUAUCUAUACAUAGAGAUAUAGAUUGCUGCGGAUAGAAUGUUGAGAUGGUCAUACUUUUGGGUCUCAUUGUUGUCGUAUCACCCAUAGAAGGCUCAUACACUCGACGGGCCAAGCAAAAUUGUAUUGGCAUUUAUCAUUUCUAUAGUCCACAUCAUUAUUAAUAAUCAUUUAAAA
Hypoxylon trugodes is the source of this 2034-nucleotide messenger RNA. Its product is annotated as MFS gliotoxin efflux transporter glia. Gene Ontology annotation, molecular function: transmembrane transporter activity. The record is from RefSeq and is a predicted model, not a curated record. Bases 105 to 1778 code for a protein of 557 amino acids. The transcript has 3 exons. Lineage: Eukaryota; Fungi; Ascomycota; Sordariomycetes; Xylariales; Hypoxylaceae. Gene Ontology annotation, biological process: transmembrane transport.